UAGUGUGCCCAGAUCACAAGAAAAGGGGAGUGAAAUUGAUUGAUUUUCUGAUAAAGAUUUUUCUCGCUUUUGCUUCGUGGGUGCGAAUUUCCUUGGCUUGAACUUUUCCAAAGUAAUCCUUCAGCAGCAGACAUCGCACAAAAUGAUUGGUGGUUUGUUUGUCUACAACCACAAGGGUGAGGUCCUUAUCUCGCGCGUCUACCGUGACGAUAUCGGACGCAAUGCUGUGGACGCCUUCCGGGUCAACGUCAUCCAUGCCCGUCAGCAAGUGCGAUCCCCAGUAACGAACAUCGCUCGCACCAGCUUUUUUCACAUCAAGCGUGCCAACAUUUGGCUGGCCGCUGUAACCAAGCAGAAUGUUAAUGCUGCCAUGGUCUUUGAGUUCUUGCUGAAGAUUAUCGAAGUGAUGCAGUCGUAUUUCGGUAAGAUCUCCGAGGAAAACAUUAAAAAUAACUUUGUGCUCAUCUACGAACUGCUGGAUGAGAUUCUGGACUUUGGGUAUCCGCAAAAUACCGAUUCAGGCACCCUAAAGACCUUCAUCACACAACAGGGUAUUAAGUCGGCCACCAAGGAGGAGCAAAUGCAGAUAACCUCUCAGGUGACUGGUCAGAUUGGUUGGAGACGCGAGGGCAUCAAAUACAGACGGAAUGAACUGUUCCUUGAUGUGCUCGAGUAUGUUAACUUGUUGAUGAGUCCCCAGGGUCAGGUGCUGUCGGCUCAUGUGGCUGGCAAAGUCGUUAUGAAGUCGUAUCUGUCAGGCAUGCCCGAGUGUAAGUUCGGUAUCAACGACAAAAUCGUCAUGGAAUCCAAGGGCCGCGGUCUUUCUGGCAAUUCGGAGGCGGAAACUUCACGUUCCGGCAAGCCGGUAGUCGUUAUUGAUGAUUGCCAGUUCCAUCAAUGCGUCAAACUCAGUAAAUUCGAAACGGAGCAUUCCAUUAGCUUCAUACCGCCGGACGGUGAAUUCGAACUGAUGCGAUAUCGCACCACAAAAGAUAUUUCAUUGCCAUUCCGUGUUAUACCACUGGUCCGUGAGGUCGGCCGCACCAAGAUGGAGGUCAAAGUGGUGCUCAAAUCCAACUUUAAGCCUUCGCUAUUGGGCCAGAAGAUUGAGGUGAAAAUCCCAACGCCACUGAACACCUCGGGUGUGCAAUUGAUUUGUCUCAAAGGCAAGGCCAAGUACAAAGCCUCAGAGAAUGCCAUUGUAUGGAAAAUCAAGCGCAUGGCUGGCAUGAAGGAGACACAAUUGUCGGCUGAAAUUGAAUUGCUGGAAACGGACACAAAGAAGAAAUGGACACGGCCACCGAUCUCGAUGAACUUUGAGGUGCCAUUUGCACCAUCUGGCUUCAAGGUGCGCUACUUGAAGGUAUUUGAGCCAAAACUAAACUACUCAGAUCACGAUGUGGUCAAAUGGGUGCGCUACAUUGGACGCAGUGGUCUCUAUGAGACGCGCUGUUAAAUGUAACAACAACGGAACGUAGUGGAAUAGAGUUGAAUUUAACAAACAAACUAAAAAAUUAACUAUUGAAAUACGUGUAAUUGCCAGCCCAAAUUGGUAUUUCCUCAAUCAAAUUGUAUAUGUAAAUGUCAAUGAUGUAUUCCAGUGGGGUGGCGCAAACCACCACUUACACUGUGCAGCAAAAGUAUACUUGAAAUUUUGAGAUCUUGAGAUGUAAGUUUCAAAAGACAACAAUUCAAUAAUUAUUAUAUAUAUAUUUUAUUUCGAAAAUGAUUGUUAUUACCACCUUUGUUAGGUUCUCAUUGCGGUUUGUUGUUAUAACAUUAUAAUUACAUAUAUUGGCAUUCCUUAGAUUUAUAGAAAAAAUCAAGAAAUUAACGUAAAAAAUUCGUUAAAAAUCAAAUGUAACUCUGAAUCGAUAUUGAGACAAUAUCAUCAUGAAAAUGUCAAAUGAUUUUAAUACUUGUAGCACAGUGUAAGUGAAGCACCCUCAUCUCGCUCUCUCAGCCUCUCUUUCUCCUCUACACAUAGCCACAGGGUCAAAUAACUUCGCCACAAAGAAGAUAACUCACAGAAUUGAAUUAGUAUAAAUUAUUGUAAAUCUUUUGCGGGAUAUCUCCAAUUUACCCCACUAGGCAAAAUUGAGUUUUUUUUUUCUUUUUAAAUAAUUGUAAACUAUUUUGUUUUUAUUUUAUGCGCCCUCCCCAAAUGCUUCUCAAAUCUCACACUCACGUUUUCACAACUCUUUAAAUAUUAUUUUGUCGUAUUAAUCCUAUUAUAUACAUACAUAUAUACCUAUUAUAUACAUAAAUAUAUAUACAUACAUAUAUAAUUUUCUGUGCAAAGAACAAAGAUCCAACUAAACGUAUUUAGUAGACCAAAACCUGUCUGUCAUUGCGAUAACUAUUGAUAUUCAAGUGUUAAUAAUAUUCGAAUUGUUUAAUAAAUAGCAUGAUAUAUAAAUAUAAA
Drosophila willistoni is the source of this 2425-nucleotide messenger RNA. RefSeq names its product AP-2 complex subunit mu (gene AP-2mu). The transcript has 3 exons. The record is from RefSeq and is a predicted model, not a curated record. The coding region runs from base 143 to 1456 and encodes 437 amino acids. Gene Ontology annotation, cellular component: AP-2 adaptor complex; cytoplasmic vesicle. Gene Ontology annotation, biological process: clathrin-dependent endocytosis; intracellular protein transport. Lineage: Eukaryota; Metazoa; Arthropoda; Insecta; Diptera; Drosophilidae. Gene Ontology annotation, molecular function: clathrin-cargo adaptor activity.